Sparassis crispa is the source of this 897-nucleotide messenger RNA. RefSeq names its product UPF0590 protein. Lineage: Eukaryota; Fungi; Basidiomycota; Agaricomycetes; Polyporales; Sparassidaceae. The record is from RefSeq and is a predicted model, not a curated record. The coding region runs from base 1 to 897 and encodes 298 amino acids. The transcript is spliced from 4 exons.
AUGCCUCGCCUCCGCGUUCUCGCCGGACCAUCUCUCGAAGAGUUGUACCCAGUCUGUGCGAACUCCCAUACCCCUGUGCAUAUCAGUAGCGAGCUAUUCGAGGGCCAGGUUGCCGUGUUCAUCAAGGGCUUCGCAGACCAUUGCGGUAAGGUCAAUGAGAGCUCGUACUUCGAGGCUGAAGAGAGAAAGGGAAUUACAUGGAGCAUUCAGAUGCAGGGACGAUUUCUGCAGAGUUAUUCUGCAGACGACAUCUUGUUCGGCAACACCUUCGAUAGGCCGCUUAAGCUACCGUGGGGGUUCAGCGCAGCAGUGAAAUUCAUGCAGUUCCGAGAUCCGACGCUCGACCAGGACCUCGCGUCGAAAACUAAGCCGUGGGCAUUCUCGCCCCUCAUUGCGACCAUGCCGUAUCUCCGGCACCAACGGGUAGAAAGGGAAGGUCAACCACCACCAUUCCCCCCAGAACACCCUACCGGCGAAGACACGUCCGCGCUGUGUACUGCUGACGGGCGCAGCAGCGCCGCGCGGCCGAUGGAGAGCAAGAACAACGAAAAGCGGCGUACACAUUUCCGGAAUCGCGCGCAUAGGCAGGGCGUUAUAUUUGGGCCUGAUGAUCUUAUCACGGUAGACUUUUGCCACCGCCACCUGUACUUCAGUCCGAAGGGCAUAGACUUACGCAUUCCCGGCGGGAUCUCGAUAGACAUCAUGAAGUACUGGGACGGCCAGCCGGUACGGUUCGUGUGCUGUGAACGCGUUCGUGAUGGCCAGGGAGCGAACGGGAAACCUUGGGGGCGUGUAUUCUGGUGUGUUGUAAUCGAACGGGUCGAGGAAGAUGGCUCACUGGCGGAGCACUCUGAGGGCUUAACGGACGAUGCGGACGAUAGCAAGAAGCUGGAUUGA